Messenger RNA from Scedosporium apiospermum, 969 nucleotides. RefSeq lists its product as uncharacterized. Gene Ontology annotation, biological process: regulation of transcription by RNA polymerase II. Bases 1 to 969 code for a protein of 322 amino acids. The transcript has 2 exons. NCBI's taxonomy places the organism in Eukaryota, Fungi, Ascomycota, Sordariomycetes, Microascales, Microascaceae. The record is from RefSeq and is a predicted model, not a curated record. Gene Ontology annotation, molecular function: DNA-binding transcription activator activity, RNA polymerase II-specific.
AUGCAUACGCCCUCCUCUGCGGGACCCGCCGGAGCUGAACCUCCCCUGAACCUCCUUGACCUGGAGCUCCUACAUAAUUUUACUACUGCAACCUACACCACGCUCAGCAGCGAUUGUACUAUCCGGGAGUUAUGGAAAACGGACAUCAUACGCCACGCUGCCAGGCACGACUACGUCAUGCGGUCUAUCCUUGCCGUCUCGGCGUUGCACCUCUCCCAGUAUCGCCCUGAGAAGAAGAAUGACUACAUUGCACAUGCAUACCUACAGCACCAAGCUGCGACGCACACUGCCGUUUCUCUGAUGAAACAAAUGGACGGAACCGAAAAAUGCGAGGCGUUGUGGAUCUUUAGUAUUUUAACCAUGUAUUUCGCUUUGGGGUGCCCUAGAACCAGUAAUACCUCACUGCUCAUCGGUGAGUCCGCGUUCCCUGACUGGAUUUUCCUGCUCAGUGGCGUGCGCAAGCUACUGUACCGACUACAAUCCAGUAGCUAUUCUGGUAUGCUCUCGCCGAUCUUGGCCCUGGGUGCGAAGCGGUGGGAAAUAUCACACGACCCCAAAUUUACAGAGUCGAAAGUGCUCGAUAGCCUCGGAGAUUUAAUGUCGUCUACUGUGCCAGACGAAUCGCUUCGCGGUAUCUACUCUGAGGCCAUCUGCGAGCUCCGAGGCCAACUCAACUUGGCCCUGUCAUCUUCAUUCCAGAGCCUGGACAUAAUGGACGCGUUUGUCUGGCAGUUUACGGUCGCAGAAACUUUUAUGCCACUCCUCCAAGUGCCAACGCAGGAAGCUGUAGCGAUAUUUGCGUAUUUCUGUGUUGUGUUGAACAAAUUGGAGGGGAACAUGUGGCUGCGGGGAUGGAGCAGCUUCUUGAUGUCCAGGGCCUGGGAGAUCUUGGACGCAAAUCAUAGGGGGUGGAUUAGGUGGCCGAUUGAGGAGAUUGGAUGGAUAGCCCCUUCAGGCCAUGGCAAUUAG